CCUCUCUCACCUCGUUCCCAUUUGCAUCUCUGCUCGCUGCGCCUGCGACAUGUCGAGCUAUAGUGCGUCGCCACCACCUCUGAGUAGCGGGUACGCCUCUCCAGCCCCCUUGUCUACGACACCGCCUGUCCCGAAAGCUCAUACACACCCGAAACCUAAACCGACUAAUAUCUUCUCUAAUGACGGCUCGUUCCUAGAGCGCUUCCAGCGCCUCAAGAAGGACGAGGAAGAGAAGAAGGAACAAGAAGAUACAGUCGCAAGGAAACGAACCUUUGACGAGCGAUUUAAAAAGCGGGGCAAGCGCCCUCCUCCUGAUGCUCAGAACUCAACUCCUGCCACAGAGCCUCCCGUGAAGAAGUCGAAAGUGGAUACACCAAUGACUCAGUAUGAGAAAGAGGUCAAGAGCUACGCUGGUCGUAGCCUAAAGGACGACGGUAUUGGCGUCCGACCGCUUGUCAAAUAAUCUAUAUGGACUGACAAUGUCGUUUUAUGGACUUUUAUCUGAUCGACAUGGCCGUCUACUACCUUCCUUGAGUAUUUCCGUAAGACAGUCGUAUUUUAUUUUUCCCCUUCGUGACAAUGUGACGAUGCCAUCUGCCUUAAACGUUUCGGCGCGGU
Molecule: messenger RNA, 618 nt
Organism: Laetiporus sulphureus 93-53
Lineage: Eukaryota; Fungi; Basidiomycota; Agaricomycetes; Polyporales; Laetiporaceae
Exons: 6
Coding region: 50-463 (137 amino acids)
Source: RefSeq, a predicted model, not a curated record